This is a messenger RNA of Acanthochromis polyacanthus (spiny chromis), 3792 nucleotides long. Its product is annotated as calpain-5-like. Gene Ontology annotation, biological process: proteolysis. Lineage: Eukaryota; Metazoa; Chordata; Actinopteri; Pomacentridae. The record is from RefSeq and is a predicted model, not a curated record. Gene Ontology annotation, cellular component: cytoplasm. Gene Ontology annotation, molecular function: calcium-dependent cysteine-type endopeptidase activity.
AUUAGAGGUAUACUCUGCCUAAUUUACAACCAUGUGGCCCAUGUGAAUAACGAAGCAUCAUAUUUUUUUUCAUCUGACUUUUAUUUAUGUAACUCUUCUGAGAACUAUUACCUUUUUAUUGCAUAGAGGUAAAGAAUUAUGGAGUUUUACUUACAAACAUGUAUUAAAAAAUAGUCAUUGCAACCAUUUUUUUGAGAUAGAUUUCAAAUUCAUCAGCCUUGAGUCACUGCCACAAGUUAAACACAAACUAAUGGGAAGUAAUUAGCUUGAUGUUUGGCAGUGAAGCGGUUAAAAUAGAAGGUGCUUUCCUCUUGGUUUCUCAGGUGUCAGGAGCAGCACGCGCAGCAGCAACGGAUACUGCCAGAGUCUGUAAGGAAAAGAUAGAGAGGAGAGGAGGGAAGAGGAGAAGAGACCAAAAGAUAAGGCAGAAAAAGAGAAGAGAAAGAGUCAUAGGCCAAGUUAAGAUGAGAACAGAAAGAAAGAAAGGGAAAAGAGAUGAGAUGCUAGAAGAAGAGGACAAAAAGUGCACAGUCACCAAGCAGGAGAGCCUAAGCAACAGUGCAGUGGAUCUAACAUCUCUGAUGACACAGACUUAAGUGUCUGCUGGAGAUGAACCAAACACUCCUGACAGAUUCAGACAAACCAACAAGAAAGAGGUGCUCUCGAUGCACUUAGCCGUCGGCAGCGAGAGGAAAAUGCAGACUCAUGCUUCCUAUUUUUAACGAGGGAUCAUGAGCAGAGGUCUCCAAACAAUCAGGGAUCCUUGAAGGAUUUUUCUAAAUGACUGAUGAGCGGAAGACGCAGUCCUGUUUCAUCUGAGGAGAGCAAGACAGUGGAAAAACUUCAAGUGUGACUAAAAGACCUCUCGGGCUCGACCACAAUGCCAGAACGAAUAAAUGACUUCCAGGGCCAGAGCUUUCACAAGCUGAGGCGGGCCUGCCUGCGCCGAGGUGCUCUCUUCAAGGAUCCUCUAUUUCCUGCCACCAACCAGUCCCUCUUCUACAAGAGAGAGCCUCCACUGGGACUGACCUGGAAGAGGCCUCGGGAGAUAUGUAAGGAUCCUCGUCUGUUUGUCGAUGGCAUCAGCACUCGAGAUUUGCACCAGGGCAGUCUGGGUAACUGCUGGAUGGUGGCAGCCAUUUCCUGCCUUGCGUUUGAAGCCAUGCACUGUGGAAAGAAGGUCAUUCCUGACCACGUGGAUCAGGAAUGGAACCCAAAGCGUCUGGACCUGUACGCUGGAAUCUUUCAUUUCCGGUUCUGGCGUCAUUGGCCGCUGGAUGGAUGUGGUGGUUGGAAUGAUCGUCUGCCAGUCAGCAAAGAUGGAAGUGCUGCCUCUUCAUGCCGCUCGGCCACACCGAGAGAGUUUUGGAGCGCGCUGCUAGAGAAGGCCUACGCCAAAUCGGGCUGUCACAUGCUGGUCUUUCAGGCUAAAAUGGGUGCUAUGAGGCCCUUGGAGGGAGGAAACACUGCAGAGGCCCUGAUUGACUUCACUGGUGGGGUUUCUGAGCCUUUUAGUCUGGAUCGUGAGGCCCUCAGCUUGAACAGCGACCAGAGGAGAUCAUUCUUCCAGACAUUAGCUAAGGUCCAUGAACGCAAAUCCCUCAUCACCUGCUCCAUACGGGUAAGGCUAGGGGAGACGGUGGAGUCCGUUUUGGAGUGUGGGCUCGUGCGAGGACACGCCUACGGGAUCACAGCAGUGAGGAAGGUGAGGCUGGUGAAGACAGGCGGGACAUCACGACUCUUUAUGGUGCGCAUGAGGAACCCGUGGGGGACGACGGAUUGGACGGGCGCCUGGAGUCAAGGGUCAGAGCAGUGGCAACAACUGAGUCGAGCAGAGAGGGAGAAGAUGGGGCUCAUUGUUCGUGAUGUUGGGGAGUUCUGGAUGGAUUUCGAGGACUUCUGCCACCACUUUACUGACGUGGUGGUGUGUCGGCUGGUGGACAGGACUCUGCUGUGGCCAAGCUCUCACUGGAUAGAGGAACGCUGCUAUGGGGAGUGGGCUCUGGCUCCCACCAAUCCCGGACCACCUCCACCCACCGUGCUCCAGAGCAGCUGCACAAUGACCCUGGGUAAAAGCAACAUCAAACCUGGAGCGACCAAGCAGCAAGGGAACCGAAAGGAGGCCAGACUCAGGGAGAGUCAGCAGGAGAGAGGGAAAAGAGGAAGGUGUGAUCCUGACAGGAGAAAAGCAACAACGGAAGAUGACGGAGGGGAGGUGGAUGGAGUGUGGGAGGCGCAGAUGGACAAGAGGAGUCGAUGUGGGGGAUGCAUCAACCACAGGGACACUUUUCUGCACAAUCCACAGUUCAUGUUUGAGGUAUGUGGCAAAGAGGAGGAGGUGCUGAUCUGUCUGCAGCAGGAGGACCGAAGGAUAAGGAGGAAAAAUGGAGGAGGAGAAAACCUGCCUAUCGGCUUUGAGGUGCUAAAGGUGGAGGUGAACCGCUGCAGCCGGGUGCAGUGUGUGGUGGAGCAGGCAGCCAGCUCCGUCUACAUGGACUCCCGCAGCGUGACACUGAGGGCCACUCUGGCUCCGGGGCGCUACGUUGUGCUGCCCACCACCUUCCUGCCAGGGACCACCGGACGCUUCCUGCUACGCCUCCUUUCCCACUCUCCCGUCAGACUCAGGGAAUUGACAGAGGACUUGCCAUCUCCCUCUGUGUUUCACUGCUUUCUACCUCAGCCCACAAUGGUGACCACGGUCCAUCUCCGCAGGGCGUCAGGACUCAGCCCUCCCAAGCAGACAGUUCCAGAUAUUUACGCUGUAGUGCGAUGUGAGAACGACACCAUCAGGACACGAGUGUUCAAGGAGGAAGGAAACCCAGAAUUCAAUCUCAGGAUCAUCUUCUACAGGAGACGCCCUAACACGCACAUCUCUGUCGAGUUAUGGAGCAGAGGUCUGCUGUGGGACUCGCUGCUCGGCGAGGCUCGACUCCAGACGGCGGAGUGUGAAAGGAGCCGGAGCCAUGUGAUUGAUCUGCGAGGUGGACAGUCUCGUUCAGGAUUCAGAGGUUGUGUCUACGCUGAGACGUCCUCCAGUGUCUGCCUCACAGACUUGUGACAGCAUCUAUCUGGUUGCCCUGGUAACCACUGUCCUCUUAGGUAGAGACUAAUGGACAAACAGCAGUUUGAUCAACCAAUAAAAAACUUCAAGGACUUGCAGCAACACUGAGCUGAACAGUUCCUAAAAACAUAUAUAAAGAAAAGGUGCUGUAGCUGCUUUAACACAUUUUACAUUUAUAGGUGUAGCAGCGCUGCCUCUGCACUGGAAACCAAGUGUGUGAAGGGUUUGGAAGCAGAGUGGUCUUACCCAUCAUGAAGGGCUGCACAGUGGAUUGGUGGUUUGCAUUUUCACCUUGUAGCAAGAAGAUCUGAAGAUUCCUGGUCCCGCCCCUCCACGACCCUAAUGAGGAUUAAGCGAUGUAUAAAUAAUGGAUGGAUGGAAGAAUGGUCCAACAUUCGAAGUGCCGCUGUAAUGCUAUAUUUGAGUAGAGGGUUAGACCACAUAGCCACUAAAAUCUAGACCAUAAAAUAUUACAGAAAUUCAAUAAAACUCAGUUUGGAUUUUUUGUGAGUUCGACCAUUCUGCUUCUAUCCCCCUCAUUUAAAAGACGCUCCCUGCUGAUCUGCUGGUCAGAUACACAGGCUGGCAUCUUCAUGACUGCUCCCAUUUAUUUUAUUUUAUGGCAUGUAUUUAUUAUUGGUGUUUUGUCAGUGCUUUGAUUUUUUUUACUGUUGUCAUUAAAAUGGUCAUAUUUUGUGUUAUUAUAACGUAUUUGAAUGUAAACACAUAAA